Molecule: messenger RNA, 3166 nt
Organism: Seriola aureovittata
Lineage: Eukaryota; Metazoa; Chordata; Actinopteri; Carangiformes; Carangidae
Gene: dnajc5aa
Product: DnaJ (Hsp40) homolog, subfamily C, member 5aa
Exons: 5
Coding region: 178-777 (199 amino acids)
Biological process (GO): regulation of synaptic vesicle cycle
Cellular component (GO): intracellular membrane-bounded organelle; membrane; presynapse
Source: RefSeq, a predicted model, not a curated record
GGCGGAGUCAGCGUACUGCUGCAGCUGUCCAUGGUUGUGUAGUGGGAGCCAGAGAGGGUCUGGGUACGUGCGAGAUGCAGCCAUAGUCACGCUCCACUCUCCAACAUUAUAACCCGCUGGGAUCGUUAGUUUUGCAGCACAUCAGAGCCGACUGAAAGCCUGAGAACGUAAGGCAUCAUGGCUGAGCAGCAGAGGCAGCGCUCUCUGUCCACCGCUGGUGAGUCUCUCUACCACGUGUUGGGAGUUGAAAAGAUAGCCACAACGGAUGACAUUAAGAGAUCUUACAGGAAGCUGGCGUUGAAGUUUCACCCUGACAAGAAUCCUGACAAUCCAGAAGCAGCAGAUAAGUUCAAGGAGAUAAACAAUGCCCAUGCCAUUCUGAAUGACCCCACGAAGCGUAAUAUUUACGACAAAUAUGGCUCUCUGGGACUGUAUGUGGCUGAGCAGUUUGGAGAGGAGAAUGUUAACACUUACUUUGUCCUUUCAAGCUGGUGGGCAAAGGCUCUGUUUGUAUUCUGCGGCCUGGCUACUGGCUGCUACUUCUGUUGCUGCCUGUGUUGCUGCUGUAACUGCUGCUGUGGAAAAUGUAAACCAAGACCUCGGGAGGGCCAGGACCAGGAAUUUUACGUGUCGCCCGAGGACCUGGAGGCUCAGCUGCAGUCUGAUGAGAGAGAGGCUGGUGGUGACCCUAUAGUGCUGCAACCAUCAGCAACAGAGACAACCCAGCUAACAUCGGAUGGGCACUACUCCUACCACACUGACACCGGCUUCAACUAACCCUCUGCUCCCAUCAAUCCUGGCCUGCAGUCCUGCCUGCUUCCUUGCUCCACCUCAGUGAGACGAAAGAAAGGGGCAAUCCAUCUUUCCACUUCAGAAAGGGAGCCAUGUGGAGGAGAGGGACUAGUAAGCAUGGCCCAUGAAAGGAACUAAUGAAGUCACAUCCCUUACACCCCUCCCUGAUUGGUCCACCUACUUAUCUCUCCCCCCAGUACAAGAAGAAAAGAGAAACAACUAAAUUGUUUCCUUUUUAUUUCUUCUUUUGUAUUUCUUGGCCUUUAACCACACAGGUCGCCUACCCCACUUUCCCUCUCCCAUAUUUUGCAUCAUGGUGUAGCAUGCACUGUUUAUAAAACAUGGUCUCCACAUAUUUUGCAACAUUUUUAGUUUGCAAGACUCAUAAUGUAGGUGCAUACGUACGUGCAAUAUGUUCAUACGAGUACAGUUCACGCGGAGGAGGAGGAGGAGGAGGAAGGGGUGGUGGGGGGGUGGGGUGGUUUACGUGAUAUUUUAUGCUAUAGGAAAGGAGAGCCAUGGCUCAGGGAGGUGCCAGUUAGAGAGAUUUGUUUGUUGGGUUAGGUGUUGCCAUCAUUAAACCUUCAAGAACAGAGUUGUCAUAUAUUAGUACGAUUAUCACUUCUGAUUUGCAAUCAGUAACGUUUUAGGUGAAGAUGCCACCUGCCAUCGUCAGACCUCCAGUAUGUCUUUGGCACUGUGUUUGUUUUGUCUCUUGUUUACUCCCCUGAGUGUUUUUAACGUGAAUCAUGAGGUUGUUAAUGCACAGAGCUUUAUUUGCAGACAAGUUUUUUUUCCUGCCACAGCUUUAUUUCAGCUUAUCCUUGCAAGAUAUGGUCUACGUUCCCUUUUUCUUGCUGCACAGAACAGGUAACUUUUAUAUUGAUUCAUAAUUUAUUUCAUAAUGUUUCCAGCCAGAAAUAACAAUUAUUUAAUAUAUUUUUGACAUAUUAGCAGUUACAUGUUAUUUAUUAAAAUGUUGACAUCGGAUUUAUAAAUUAGAGGCAUUAGCUUUUAAAUGAAUCUGAUUGAUAAUUAACAUUUUAAUAAUGUUAUUCAUCAGCGGAUGAAAUUAAAUCUUUCAUGUUUCCUAGUUUCUAGGUUAUUGGAAUCAUGCUGAGUGCUGCUGUCCUUUCUUUUUCUUUCUUUCUUUUUUGUUUGUCAAAACUAUUUCAGAGACAUCACAAGUCAUUGAGAGUGAAAGACAUUCAUUUCAUCUAACUGUGGCAGUUAUUUUGGUUUACUUAUUGAUUUUGUGCUAUAUGAAGCUGAGGAGCUCCAGGUGAUCCAGCUGACUCUGAUCAGAACUGUUCAAAGGCAGAAGUAACAGAUCUCUAUCAGCAGCAGCAGCAGCAGCAGCAGCAGCAGCAGCAGCCGCCCUGGUUCAGAGGGUGACAUGUUAUUACUAUGAGCUGUCUUGAAUUUAUUUAAGAAGUUAAAUUGAUGUGAAAAAAAAACAUGUUGCAGAGUUAUUUUGGGGAAUAAAGAUGACUACAGAAUAUCCACAUGGGGAUAUUUUAGGUGAGGAGGAAUAUUCACUUCAUCAUGUUUUUAGUCCUUGUGUUUUGAACUGAAGUCUGAUGACUCUGAGAUUUUGUCCAAUGCUGUGAUUGUUUAUCAUUUUUGACUUUUUUGAAUCCAUGUAGAGUAAAGGAGCUUGUGAGGCAUAUCAUCUGUGAGCCAGUGCUACAGGCAGCUCUGAGUAAAAUGACUCUAUAGAUUUUUCAUACUGUUGAAUUUGCAUAUACUGCAACACAUUUGCAAAUUGCCAUAGAUUGCCAUGAACAUCUUUGCCACUUUGUCAUUUCAUAACUGCUAACAAUGUGUUUCAAUGGUUUACAAUUGGUGAGCUCCUGUUGCCCACCCUCUGCUAUUAAUGGUAUGGAUGUUGACCUCUGUGGCCCUUGUAUGAUGUUUCCUGUAACCCUUUAUGAAACAUAGAUGUUCCUGUCAUGGCUUUUUCAUUGAGAUACUGAAAAAUGCUACUGUAAAUGUUCUAAGUUGAAUGCACUGUGUUUAAAAAAAAUUAUAAUGGAUCAAUGAUCAGGAAACGACUCCAUAAAAAGAUAAUAUAGUAUAUAGUGUAACUAUAGUGAAAUGGUUAUAUGAGCAUUUUUUGGAAUUUUAUUUAUUUCAUACUUUGUCAUGUUUCAAAUGAUGAUUGGCUAUAAUUUUAACUGGUAUGGUGUUGUAAUGUAACCAUUACAUUUAGCCAGGAAUGGUUUAAUGGUUAAGGUGGCUUGUACAUACACUUGGCCCAUAUAAAGUAUAAAUCUUAACGUUUAUGUUGUAGCAUGGUAAUUGUGUGUCUGGAAGAAAACAAGUGGAUCAUUGAUCUGAUUUGCUGUUGUUGAAUAAAUGUUCAUGAACAUUU